UCUGCUGGGGAAGGGGCAGGGGAUCCGCUGGAGGAGGAGCCGCGAAGGCGGCUCGAGGGCCGGGUGUCCAAGCCUGGGAAAGCCCCGCGGGGGAGGGGCGAUGGUUUGGGGGAGGUGAAGCCAGAGUUAUUCGUGCCUCCGGUGAGGACCCUCCUCCGAGGGCCUCCCCACCAGUUGCCCAGUAGUGAUACUCACCUCCGCCCCUAGGCUGGCUACUAUUUCACCGGCUCCUGCAAUGACAGUUGGAGGGCCUAGGAGACGAAGUUCCCCGCUCUCCCCUCUGGUCUCCCACCCUCCACCCUCUCCCCAGAGAAUCGAUUGAUUCCUGACACCCCCAGGCAAGGGCCCUGGGGGGUGGGGAGCGCUGAAGGGCCGGUGCUGGCUCUGAGAGACCUGCAGGUGAGGGUGGCAGGCUGAUUUCCAGAGCUGACCUGAGCUUAGCUUGCAGAAACGGCUUCAAGGCCUUCGCCUUGGUCCACCUUCAAAGGGUCUGUGGCCGGAUCCCCAGGAGGAGUUAUCCUGGGUUGCCAUGAGAGAGACCUUCGAGGCCCUCAGGUCCCUGGGACUCUCUGUGGGACAGCCGGAGAUGGCCCCCCAAAGUGAGCCUGGGGAAGAGUCCCAUAAUGCCCAGGAACAGAUGUCCCCUCCCCGGGAAGAGAGAGCGCUGGGCAAAUGCUCAGGGCGCGAGGCCCCCAGACCAGAGGAAGGUGCCCCCACUGAACAAGCUGAAGCUCCCUGCAGAGGAGGCCGGGCAUGUGCACCACGGAAGGCUGAGCCCAUGGGCUCCUGCCCAGGGGAGGAGUGGAUGAUUCGGCAGGUGAAGGUGGAGGCGGAAGAUCACGAGGCAGGAGAGGAGGUGGAAUGGCCCCAGCAUCUGUCAUUACUCCCCAGCCCCCUUCCCGCACCUGACCUGGGGCCUCUGGCCGCCGCCUAUAAGCUGGAGCCGGGGGCCCCAGGGGCACUGGGCGGGCUCGCGCUGGCGGGGUGGGUUCCGACCUCGGAGAAGCCCUAUGGCUGCGGGGAGUGUGAGCGCCGCUUCCGCGACCAGCUGACCCUGCGGCUGCACCAGAGGCUGCACCGCGGCGAGGGCCCUUGCGCCUGCCCGGACUGCGGCCGCAGCUUCACGCAGCGCGCGCACAUGCUGCUGCACCAGCGCAGCCACCGCGGCGAGCGGCCCUUCCCGUGCUCCGAGUGCGGCAAGCGCUUCAGCAAGAAGGCCCACCUGACCCGCCACCUGCGCACGCACACGGGCGAGCGGCCCUUCCCGUGCGCAGAGUGCGGCAAGCGCUUCAGCCAGAAGAUACACCUGGGCUCGCACCAGAAGACGCACACGGGCGAGCGGCCCUUCCCCUGCCCCGAGUGCGAGAAGCGCUUUCGCAAGAAGACGCACCUGAUCCGCCACCAGCGCAUCCACACGGGCGAGAGGCCCUACCAGUGCGCGCAGUGCGCGCGCAGCUUCACGCACAAGCAACACCUGGUGCGGCACCAGAGGGUCCACGAGGCGGCCGGCCGCGCCCCAUCCUCCCCCGACGCGUCCGCCUCGCCCACGUCCCCUGCCCCGUCCCCAACUCCGUCCCCUCCCGGGCCCAAGCCUUUCUCCUGCUCCGACUGCGGCCUGAGCUUCGGCUGGAAGAAGAACCUCGCCAUGCACCAGCGUCUGCACCGUGACGAGGGGCGCCCUUUCGGGUGCGACGAGUGCACACUGGGCGCCACCGUGGACCCCGCCGCUGCCACCGAGCCCUCGGCCUGCGCGCCCCGAAGCACACCGGCGCCCCCGGGCGCUCCCGCGAGCCAGCGGUCCUUCCUCUGCCCGGACUGCGGGCGCGGCUUCGCCCACGGGCAGCACCUGGCGCGGCACCGGCGGGUGCACACGGGCGAACGGCCCUUCGCCUGCGCGCAGUGUGGCCGCCGCUUCGGCUCGCGGCCCAACCUGGUGGCCCACUCCAGGGCCCACAGCGGCGCCAGGCCCUUCGCCUGCGCGCAGUGCGGCCGCCGCUUCAGCCGCAAGUCGCACCUGGGCCGCCACCAGGCGGUGCACACAGGCAGUCGGCCCCACGCCUGUGCCGUGUGCGCCCGCAGCUUCAGCUCCAAAACCAACCUGGUCCGCCACCAGGCCGUCCACACGGGUUCCCGCCCCUUCUCCUGCCCUCAGUGCGCCAAGAGCUUCAGCCGCAAGACCCACCUGGCGCGACACCAGCGCAUCCACGGCGGCGCCGCCCACCCGACCUCCGAAUCUGACCUCUUGGCUCCCGUCUGGCCCACUCCCACCGAGGUGGUGGCAUCCCCGCUCUUUUUCUGAGCCUCUUUCUAGGCCGGACCCUGCCUUUGCCUUCUUUCGUUCCCUGGUUCCAGAGACCCAUGCCCGACGACAUCUCCUGGGCGGAGGAGCACAACGGCCUGGACAGCCUCCGGCCAUUUUCCUUCCCUCUCUGUCUUGCUGGGGAGAAGUCUGGAUAACCGGCUUUGACAUUCUGGGACAAAAACAGUGCUGAGAGUGAAUCCUUGCUAAGGAACAGUUAAGGCCUGAGUUCCUGGAAAUCUCCCACCCAGAGACCCCAUCGGAAAGCAGACAUUUCCCGGACCACUCCCGACCAAAGACUGAGUCAGGAACCUCUAGGAGGGAGGGAAAGAAUGGUGAUCUGUGUACUGAAAGUUUCAUUAAAAUUACAAUCUGAA
Messenger RNA from Globicephala melas (long-finned pilot whale), 2676 nucleotides. It is a transcript of the gene ZNF467, whose product is annotated as zinc finger protein 467. Lineage: Eukaryota; Metazoa; Chordata; Mammalia; Artiodactyla; Delphinidae. Gene Ontology annotation, biological process: regulation of transcription by RNA polymerase II. Gene Ontology annotation, molecular function: DNA-binding transcription factor activity; RNA polymerase II cis-regulatory region sequence-specific DNA binding. The record is from RefSeq and is a predicted model, not a curated record.